Messenger RNA from Anolis carolinensis (green anole), 3079 nucleotides. RefSeq names its product G protein nucleolar 3 like (gene gnl3l). NCBI's taxonomy places the organism in Eukaryota, Metazoa, Chordata, Lepidosauria, Squamata, Anolidae. Gene Ontology annotation, molecular function: GTP binding. Gene Ontology annotation, cellular component: nucleolus. The transcript is spliced from 16 exons. The record is from RefSeq and is a predicted model, not a curated record. The coding region runs from base 272 to 1936 and encodes 554 amino acids.
CCCUUGGGCAACGCAGAAGGCCGCGUGCUUCCUACUCCAGGAAGGCCCGCCCACGUGGGAGUCCAAGUGGCGAGAGGGUCUUCUUCCCUGGGAGAGAAGGCGCACCGUAGGCGAGGAGUGGGCGACCCUUAGAACUGCCUUCCUUGUGGCCUUUCAAGGUGUUCGUAAAAGGAGGCAAACCCAAAUAAUUUAGAUAAUUGUGCUGUGGCCACUGAAUCUAGCUGUCUGGCCAGAAAAUCACCCUCUUGCUUGUCUGCCUGCUUUUGACACCAUGACCAGACGCAAGCAGAAAAAAUCUGGAAAGAAACACAAACAUGGCAAGAAAAAGGAUGCAAAGAUGCAUGGGAAGAAAGACUCAGGAGUGCCUCAGUUGUCACGUUUCAAAGAGCCGGUCAAAAAGGAAGCAGCGCUCAAGCAGAAAAGGGUAACAGAACUGCAGGAACGGCAACGCCUGGCUCGCCAAAAGGAAAUCGGAAGGUUCCGGAGUCUGGAAGGGCUUCAGAAGGAUGCUUUACGCAGGCAGCAGCAUUUUAAUCAAAAGGAGAUGGAUCUGCAGCAACUGGCCAGGCAUUCCCUUCUGGAGAAAGACAGCUCCUGCAAGGCCUACUAUAAGGAGUUUAGGAAGGUAAUUGAAGCUGCCGAUGUGAUCCUGGAAGUCCUUGAUGCUCGGGAUCCUCAAGGCUGCCGGUGCCCCCAGGUUGAGCAGGCAGUGAUGCAGGCUGGCACAAACAAGAGGCUGGUCCUGGUGCUAAAUAAAAUUGAUCUGGUGUCUAAGGAGAUUGUAGCAAAGUGGCUGAAAUACCUGAGAAAUGAAUUCCCUACUGUUGCAUUCAAAGCUUCCACACAGCAGCAGAGCAAAAACCUGCAACAGAGCCGUGUCCCAGUAAUCCAGGCUUCGAGUGACUUACUCAGCAGUGGAGCCUGUGUCGGGGCUGACAGUCUCAUGAAGGUGUUAGCUAACUAUUGUCGGAAUCAGGAUGUUAAGACAGCCAUAACUGUUGGAGUUGUUGGCUUUCCAAAUGUUGGCAAAAGCAGCUUGAUCAACAGCUUGAAGAGGAGCCGGGCCUGCAGUGUGGGUGCCACGCCUGGCGUUACCAAGUGCCUACAAGAGGUACAUCUGGACAAACACAUCAAAAUCUUAGAUUGCCCUGGGAUUGUCAUAGCUUCUCCCACCUCCGAUGCGGCCAUGAUUCUACGAAAUUGUGUUAAGAUAGAGCAACUGGUCGAUCCGGUCAGUCCUGUGGAGGCCAUUUUGAAACGAUGCAACAAACAACAGAUUAUGCAGCACUAUGGUGUGCCAGAUUUCCAGGAUACCAUGGAGUUCCUGGCUCAUUUGGCACGGCGUCAGGGCAAGUUGAAGAAAGGAGGAAUACCAGAUCACGAAAAGGCGGCAAAAGCACUGCUAAGUGACUGGAUGAGUGGGAAGAUCAGUUACUUUACACAUCCACCUGAAACCCACACACUGCCCACUCACGUCAGUGCUGAGAUUGUGGCAGAAAUGGGCAAGGCCUUCGAUUUUGAAGCUCUCGAACAGGAAAAUGAAAAGGCUUUGGCAAGCUUGCCCUCUGGCCCUGUUGGCAUCAGCUUGGAAGGCUUUGGCCUCACCAGUGGGGCAGAGGCCGAGAUGGACGAGGAGGAAGAACUUCACCAUCAGGAUCCAGAAGAGACCAAAAUGGAAGAUGAUGGUGACCCAGAGUUUGGCCCUAUGACGAUAGAACUGAAAGCCAAGAGCAAGGCCCUUGUGGAAGCAGAGAAGGCUGUUCCCAAGGCUCCUGACCUGAGAGAGAUCUCUGCCUUGGAUCCCUUGCACCAGGGACAGGGUCUGCGGGCAGCAAGCAAGAGACGCAAAAAACAGCAGAAGCGAGCAGAGAAAAUUGCUACCAAGCUCUCUGCAACACUGACAGCAGCUAUGAAUUUCAGCUUGUCUGAUGACUAACAGAAUAAUGCUGAUGGAAUGGUGCAGAAGAAAAGAUUGGCACUGGGACUUUCUUUUAUCUUCCUGCAUGGCAGGAGGUUGGAACAUGCUGCAUGGCCCUUGGGGUCUCUUCUGACUCUUUGCUUUGAUGAUUCUACCUCAGGAAAGGCUGUUCUCCCACAUGGCUGCUGCCAUCAGGAGGCAGUUUGGUUUAUAUCCUGCCAUACUUUUGCAUCACCACAACAACUGGCAAAUUCAUGCCCUAUGCAAAACCCAAUGUUGUUUUAAAUAAAAACAUUUUAUUUAAUUGGAUAACAUCAAAAGCACUGUGUGAAUAAAAGUGUCAUUCAGUGAGGCUCAUCUCAAGUAUGACUUGCAAACAAUGCAGCAGAUUUUGGCUCACACUAAAGAAAGCCUCAUUCUCAUUCGUAUUGCAGCAUUUUCUUGAAUGUCUCUAGUUCUUCAAAUGGCUCAUCCAGAAAGGGCUGAACAGCUGCAGUGGUGACCUCUUGCAAAGGGAACUUUUGGAGACACAUUAAGUACUGUUAAACAAAGCACCAAUCCAGUAGAGAGUGACUUGAUCAGGUAGAAAGAUUCUUCCACCUAGCUUUGAAAGUAAUUGUUUCUCUUAAAAAACUAUUGUCAGCUCUGGAGACAAAAAAUGAAAUUAGCCUGGUUAAAAAGAGUAUCAUCACAUGAUGCCUUAACUGGAUAUGUCACUGCUUGGUAUAGGUGAUUUUGCCUCUUGCAACUACAUUUAUAAUUUCAACACAUCUGGGUAUGCCGUUUCAGCAAAGCAUCCCUUUUCCUGCCCAAAAGGGCCAACCAUUGUCAUUUGGUGGAGGGAAACUAAAGCCUUCAGGCCUAGCGGCCCGUUUGCUUCUUCCGUCGGAGAAGAAAUUUUUCUGCCUGGCCUUUGAAAGAGAGGUGCCCUGAUUACUCAGCUGGAAGCCCUGCCAGAAGAGAUUUUCCCCUUCAGCUGUGCAGGUUGAGAAAUGAUAGCUGAAGAAUUAUCUCGUUUUAUGACUCUGGGAGAGCAAAUCUAGCUUUAAUGAUUGGAGAGGAAGAAAUUCCAGCCAGAGACCUCUGGCUCCACAGGUGGUAGGGCAAAACCUAUAAAACGGUAAAGAUUUGAGUUGUAAUAAAUACACUUCUGCCACUUCA